Messenger RNA from Mesorhabditis spiculigera, 1665 nucleotides. The record is from the annotation of a GenBank genome assembly. Lineage: Eukaryota; Metazoa; Nematoda; Chromadorea; Rhabditida; Rhabditidae.
AUGAAGCCACAGGGGCAUCUGCUGGAGGAAGCCAUGCUCUCCAUGCUGCCAAGGGGCUUCGUACUGCCACAGGUAGCCCAAUGGCUUCAGCGGCAACACGCGCUUGGAGCAGGAUUGCUGGAUCCGCUGGGGCAGGAUGCCUCCUCCCCGUCGUCCAGCGCAAAUCUGCUAGUCGUAGAAGAACGAGCAAAUGCGGAAUGCGUCGUUUGUGGCGACAAAUCGAGCGGCAAGCACUACGGACAAAAUUCGUGCGAGGGGUGCAAGUCGUUUUUUAAGCGAUCGAUCCGUCGAUCGCUCUCCUACACCUGUCGAGGACAAAAGAAUUGCCCCGUUGAUAUCAACCACCGGAAUCAGUGUCAGUACUGUAGACUGCGGAAGUGUUUGAGGAUGGGCAUGCGGAAAGAAGAGCGUCUCUCCCUCCUGGCUUCUGUACAGCGUCCCCGACUACCGUACCCGAACCCACCACCCUUCCCCUUCCUACCGUUCCCGAACUUUGGCAAUUUCCCAAAUUUCCCACAUUUCUUGCCAUUGCUGGGCCCUGGUCCACUAUUGGCCCCCAAUCUGACGACGCCAGAGAACUUGAAGAGCUCUCCGGAAGAGAUCAUCCCGAAAUCAACCGAUCAAAAUGUUGAACAACUCUUUGAGCGUCUACUUGAUGUGGAGGAAAAUCUGCCGAUCGAGCCGAAUUUUCCCAAAUUCUUGCUAGCCUGGGCACGGGAGCUCAAGCAGUUUGGAGAGCUGUCCUUACAGGAUCAGAAAGCGCUGCUACUGCAUAAUUACACGUCGCUGGCACUGAUUUUCGAUGAAGAGGCCGGAAAUGAGGUCAUCUCCACCCGCUUGAAGCAGAUGGAGCUCAACAAAAUUGAGCGAGUCCUGCUGAAGGGGAUUUUGUUGUUCACUUCCGAAGGCGUCGAACUGGAGGCAAAACCGGCGAUAAGAAAGCUGCCAGAAGCCUUGGUGCACGUCUUGGCAGACAAGUUGAAAGAUAGAAAGGACGGUCGUCUCGCUAAAAUCCUCCUCUUCCUCCCCUCCCUCCUGAAUCUAGAAAUUUCGGAAAGCGGAAGAUCCGGAAUCGAAGCCCUCUUUCAAACGUUGGGAUUCAUGGCCGGAAUUCACUUGGGGGUGAUUAUCGCCGUCAUGUUUCUGAUUCGACAUCAAGCGAUUAUGCCGGAAGUACACCCGUUGAAGCUGGCCCCACGCAUAAACUACACUUUCUAUGCCGUGAUCCAAGUGCUUCCCUAUCUUCACAUUGGCCUCUUUUUCUUUGAAGUCUUCACCAAUGACGAUCAACCGUCGGCUAAGAAAUAUUAUAAAGAGAAAUACCCGUUCUUACGUCGUUUCAUCGACGUGGACACUUUUUACGUGUUUUCACCGGAAGUCGGCACCCUGGUGGUGGCAAAUAUCUCGAUAUGGAUCGCGUUUUUUAUUGUUGCUGUUUUUGGAGCGUGCGGCUCGAGUUUCCACGUGCUGACACGACGGAAAACGAUGAUGAGCGCGCGGACGUACAAAUUACAGCAGCAGUGGAUUAGCAAAUUCCUCUUCGAGCCCCGUACCUUCGUCGGACUGGAAGCGGCGACGAUAGUAUUCCGACGUAGUCAGGACGCUACACGUCAUCACUUCAAUCAACAAUUUUCACAAACCAAUCAGAAUAUCAUAGGAGGCCCC